GAGAGGGAAAAGAUAGUAAACAUGGACGGUGUGUCUUGGUGACAAUCAUUCAAGAUAUGAAGCCUCGAGAACGGAACGAAAAGAUUGUCGUUCUCAGUCCCGCUCACGAGGACAGUGGGGUAGCUUCCGGCGAUAUAGGCGAACUUUCGUUCUCGGGAGAGUGCGAGGGAGUCGUUUGUCUGCGAGAAACAAGAGGACCAAAGGGAAUCGAAGGAGAUGAAAAUCAAGAUCCUAGAUACAUCGCGCGAUGCACCAUAAGGCAGCAUUACUACCCUGAGAGUGGUUGGGGUUGGGUGGUCGUAGUAACCGGCGUUAUGGUGCAAAUUCUUGCCGCGGGGAUUCACGGGGCUGUUGGAGUGUGGUUGCUGUUGGAAGGAUCGAAACGAUAUCGUCAACCCCCUCUUAACGUAGGAUGGCUAGGAGCAAUGUCGACAGGAGUGGCUCUACUAGUUUCACCGGUAACAAUAGCGUUUUGUCGGAGAAAAAGUACAAGACUCACUGCGGUUUUGGGUGGCCUCGUUACAGCACUCGGCUGCCUUUUCACUUCUUUCGCCUCGCAGUUCCACCAAUUGUUCAUCAGCUAUGGCACCGUUGUCGGUAUAGGAGUCGGCAUGACCAGGGAUUGUAGCACGUUAAUGGUGGCGCAAUAUUUUAAGAGGAGACGAGAACUGGUCGAGAUUUUCAUCGUGUCCGGAAGUGGCCUUGGUAUCGCUGUCAUGUCGGCUUUCAUAAAGGGAAUGAUUAGCAAGAUUGGAUGGCGCUUAGGCCUUCAAGCGGUGACCGGUGUGGUUUUCCUCACGUUCAUCUUAGGCACGUUUUAUCGAAGCGCUUCCCUGUAUCAUCCGCAACGUAGAGCUAUUCUACAUCUGAAAAAUCAAAAGCGUAAGAUUAAGGAUAAGAACAAGACGGACGAUGGUCCGCCGUUCUUCGACUUCAGCACGCUGAAGAGCAAAACAGUAAGAAUACUGCUCGUGUCCACUGGGAUAUCUGCCUUCGGGAUCAACACUCCGAUAUUUUACCUGGCGCACCAAGCCGAAGAAGAAGGCCUUGGGGACACGGUGAUCCUGCUUCAGGCUUAUCUCGGUCUGGCCUGGACCCUCGGCUGUGUCGCCUUUGGCCUUUUGGUCGUGCAUCGCAGCGUCGAAUGCAGGAUAGCGCGUCAGUAUCUCACGCAAGCGGCGGUGUUCGUAUGCGGAUUGUGCAUUCUGGCCCUCACCGCCGUUCAAGGAAAUUAUCACGGAUAUGUGUUGUUCGCCUGGAUUUACGGCAUCUUUUGCGGCGGCUACCAUUACAGCCUGAAAAUGUACACGUACGAGAGAGUCAGAGCGAGAAAUUUCGCGAGAACGUGGGGUUUCGUUCAAUGUUCCCAAGCCAUACCGAUAGCGAUUGGAGUUCCAAUCUCAGGAUACAUGAACAUCAGUUGCGGCGGGAAAGCUGGUUACUACUUCAGCUCGACGUGUGUACUGGUGGGCAGCUUCACCCUCUUCUUCAUAGAUCUUCACAGAAGAAAUUUGUCGAGGCACAAACACGUCAGGUCUAACGGGACCAAGCACCUCUGCGUCUCGGACGCUUGUCCGCAACGCAGAAAGUUGUCGUUCAGCCAGGAACCGGACAACGAUGGCCCGCACGUGGCCGCUGCCGGAGCCGGCAGCCGCCUCGUGCUUGGUGCUGAGAUCGCGCCGAAUCAAGGCGAGUAUGUCGACGGUCUUGCCCCAGAGAAACCCGAGUUAACGUGCAUCUCUGAGGAGGGAAUCGCGGACAUGGAUCUCCCCGACAACAUGCUCGAGGACCUCGAUUACAUCGGGGAUUGUAUAACCUCGUGCAACAAGGUCGAGAACUAUCUGAUGCUGUCCGAGUUCGAGAACAAUCUGAUAGCUGAAAUACCGAUCAUCACGGAUCGCCGAGGUCGAAGGUGGUCCCUGGCGCGUUCGAAAGGUGGCCAGUCGAACCUCGACCGUCCCUCGGCACCUCAACCUCAAAACGAGGAGACCGAAGCCAAGCCUAAAUGGCACGCGGCGGCUCCUAAUGUGCCUCCUAAUAACAGGGUGAUCACCGUGAUCGACGAGGCAAGCACGUAGCUCGAUCGUUAAGAUC
Molecule: messenger RNA, 2094 nt
Organism: Apis florea (little honeybee)
Lineage: Eukaryota; Metazoa; Arthropoda; Insecta; Hymenoptera; Apidae
Biological process (GO): transmembrane transport
Molecular function (GO): transmembrane transporter activity
Source: RefSeq, a predicted model, not a curated record